Selaginella moellendorffii is the source of this 1660-nucleotide messenger RNA. RefSeq lists its product as uncharacterized. The transcript is spliced from 15 exons. The coding region runs from base 79 to 1422 and encodes 447 amino acids. NCBI's taxonomy places the organism in Eukaryota, Viridiplantae, Streptophyta, Lycopodiopsida, Selaginellales, Selaginellaceae. The record is from RefSeq and is a predicted model, not a curated record.
UAGCGUGCUGGUUUCUCGGGCUUUCUUUCGUUUGUGUUCAUAAGCAAGAUGUAACAGUCUAGGGACAAGCCGGAGGUCAUGGACCAGAAGAAGAACAUACUCAAGCUUCCUCUUGAGUCGGGCAUUUCGGUUUCCAAAGCCGAGUUGAUCGACAGGCUCGCCGAAGGUGUUGAAGACAAGGACAGCUUCAAGCAACUGUGCAAGAGAAUCGAAAGGCUGCUACUUAAACAUCAAGACGAGGAGUACAAGGAGCUCAAGGCGACCUAUGCGAAGUUAAAUCCUCGUGACAGUGAGCUCCCAGUUGACGAGUUUAAUGUUGAAGCUCACGAGCAAAACUUUCUACCAAAGUUUUUCCAGCUCAUGGAGCGAGGGAGAUACAAGCAACUCACGGAUGAAGAGUGGAGUGUGGCGACCUCCAGCCGUUACCUUCUCAAACUUCGCAUUCGGAUUGACCGCAAUAAGCUCGACACGAGGCUCCUCUCCAAUUCCUUCGGGUUAAAACAAUCCCAGUUCACCAAAAACCAGUUUGUUAUCUUCCAUCGAGGUGUAAGCACUGACCAACAAUCUGGCUUGUAUGUCCUCCUGAAACUGGAGGCCCUCUGGAAAAGUCUGAAAAACUACAUUGUCCACGCCCUGUGCGAGAGGGUUGAAAUGCCGGUCGAACAGGCCACGCCUCCCAGGAGCGCACUGGAAGCUGGGGAGACGAGGUUUCAGGAAGUGGAAAGAUUUCAUGCGGGUGACAUCAGGCUAAGCGACCUCUUCCGCAAGGCGCGGGUACAGGAGCCUAUUUACAAGCACGUUGUGGUCCUCUACAAGCGCUUGGAGCAUGGAAUUCGUAUCAAGCACUACGUGGAUGUGCCUUUGGCGGACAUGGAGCUCGUACUCCCCGCGAAGAAAGCUCUUCGACCGAGUGGAGCAGACGUCUUGACUUUCGUCCUCUUCGUGAUCUUUGGCUCGGUUAUGUUUAAGGUCCUUCAGAGAAAGCAGCCAUCAGUAGCAGCUGCUAUCUUGGCAGCGUGCAUUCUUUACUGCGUAGCACUAGUAACAACCUUUGUACUACGGGUGCGAAGAAUCAAAAGGAUGCUAAAGGAAAAGCUCGUCCGUGACAAGAGAGUUGAAAAGCACCGGGACGUUUUGAUCAGCUUGAUCAAGGACACGAUUCAGCAAGAGGUGAAGUUGGCGAUUGUGGCUUAUUUCGCUCUCAUGAAAACAGCGCAUGGAGCAGCCUCCAAGGAGGAUCUGUACUUUAAAUGCAGGCAGCUAAUGGAGGACAAAUUCAAAGACAAGUUGAUGCUUGGAUUGGACGAGACGCUCGUCAAUCUGGACAAGCUUGGGAUCAUCUGGCGAGACGAAAAGGGAGCAAUUCGCCACACCGAGGCAAACCAAGUAACCGACAACCACUUCGUUCCACUCGAGGAUUAGGAGGUUAUGUUUUCUAGUUUCUCUUCUUUUUUCUUUUUCUUUCGUGCCUGUCACCGCCAGAGGCCUGUUCUUUCCAUAACGAUCAGAGACUUCUUCAAGCUAGCUGUAGCUAUGGCUUCGGCGACCAAUCUUUUCUUUUCUUCGUAACGAUCCAGGCUCAGAGACCAUGUCUGUGUUGGCCGGAAAGAAAAAAAAAUGAAAAAGAAAGCUCCGUGAUCCAGAGACAUUUGUUUGGGUU